This is a messenger RNA of Dufourea novaeangliae, 3166 nucleotides long. RefSeq lists its product as uncharacterized. The coding region runs from base 722 to 1123 and encodes 133 amino acids. NCBI's taxonomy places the organism in Eukaryota, Metazoa, Arthropoda, Insecta, Hymenoptera, Halictidae. The record is from RefSeq and is a predicted model, not a curated record. The transcript has 2 exons.
CCCAGACCGGACGCGCGUGUAUUCGAACGUCGUUCAAUUGUUUGUUUCUUUUUUUUUCCUCUUGAAAAGGCAAGCCACACGCCAAAGAGGCGCGCUAUCCGUGUGAAAGCGACACGACCACACUGUGUAUGCAGUUUUCCAGUCGACACCUAGGAGAUCAACACACCGACCGCGCGUCACAACGUGUUUACCUUUGGACUUGAAGGGAAAAUCCUGAUUGAGGCUGCACGAAAUUCCGAGCGUCGUCGAAACUUGUAACGAAAUAUAAAGAUUCCAGAGAAAAGAAACACACACGUACACGCACAUUAUAUACAGAGCACACAACGAAAGGCACGAUCGAUACGAAUCAUAACAAACAACGCUUUAAGGCGGAAGAACACAUCGUUGUCAGGACAUCCCGCACGCUGUAUUUCCGGAUAGAGGGAAAAUUCGCGCACGUGUUUGUUUGUUGUUGAUCGAGAGAUACCGCUGCUGCUUGGACCUUCGGUGAUAAGAGAAGAACCCAGGGUGUGCACCAUUGAAGCUGAGCGCGGUGCGUACGAAUUGUCCCGUGGGGGGAAAACCGUCCGAGGUUUGAACUUUCUAGAAGAACCGAGAGAGACAGACGGCGGCGGCGGCGGCCAGAAGUGUAGACCGUGAGAAAGGGAUAAUACGGGCCAUCGAGAGGGAUAGAGAGAAAGAGAGUGCGCGUUGCUGACGAGAGUGUGCCCUGACUAUCGAGAUGGCGUUUAUGAUGCCUGUGGUGAAAAACGAGUGGGACAUUUACAAGACUAACCGCAACCGGCGAUCCUCGGAGUGUUCCAAUCCCCAGGCCUGUCGCAGCAGGAAGGUGUCAGAAUGCUCAAAAUCAGAGGGACCGUCGUUGUCAACGUCUCCCGGCUCGGACUUCUUGACGUCCCCGGCCCAUCGUUCGGUGCCGCUCACCUCCCGUCAUUUCUCGAGAACGUCCUCGAGGGCGUCUCAGUCCUCGUUGCAGAGCCCGAGCAAAAGUACCGGCUCCUCGCCGCCGAAAACGGGGAGCUCGAGCUCGCUGAACAAGUUCCACAAUCGUCUGGUGGACAAGCUGAAGCGAUCGUUGAGGAAGGCUGAGGAGUGCGGCGAGGAUCAACGAAACUUGUCGUGAAACAGCCAGGGGGUUUUGGGCCGGCCACCAAUCCCCGGCUCGAAACCGAUCGAGAUCCGACGCACCUCAGCACCCGUGACCGCGACCGAGGCGAGCAAAGACGGGGUGGCACGAUCGUGCCCGGAUCCGCCGGCGUCGGCAUGGUAGAAGAACACCUGGCUAACCGGAAGAAGAUGAAGAAGAAGAAGAAGAAGAAGGUGAUGAUGAUGAAGAAGAAAGAAGGAGGGAGGAAGUCCCUGCGUGUCGUUCACCGAUGACGAGGAUCGGCCCUGUGAUAACCACACGCUUGGUGAGGAACGGUCCUCGCUCGAGGAUCUAACCGUGGGCAUGACGUGAUGUUGUGUUCGAUUACGACCUGUCUGGAAGAGAAGACAGGAAAGGAAGACAGAAGAUAACGAAGGAUAGAAGCUUGAAAACCAAGGAUUCAGAAGACACAGGACUGACGUGAAAGAGAUCUCCUUGGAGACGAAGAUCCGAAGUACCAACGGGGAUUGAAUUGAAGAUCAAGAAACACAGCGCCCUCGAGAAUAUUCCCUCCGGUCUGCUUGGACCGCGAGCGAGAUGAGGAUGGUCUCUCGUUCGAGAGACGUUCCAUCAUCGUUGGCGUGCUGACGGUGGUCGCCGUUCUCUAGGCAGCCGAAUAUAACGUAACCAGUAGGUUGCCGUGUGCUCUCUUCUCUACGUUUCUUCUCCACAGCGACACACGUCUCGCGAGAUAAAAAAAAAAACUUGCAUUCUUUUCAUUCGAUGAAAUAUAUAGUCCCCACCCCUCCCCAUUUUGGACUCCGUUGCUCAACGGAGAGAAUCUCGGACGAACGGGUGACCAAAAAAAAAAAGGGCCAGUUGCACUGAGGACGGAAUCGGAUUGGGGGCAAGAUCGAUCGGUUGUCCGUUUGUUUAUAGUUUAUAACACGAGCGAGAGAGUCGAUGCACGCCCGCGGCUUCCCUUCCCAAUCCGUCGAGAUCUAUACAAAAAAAAAAAAAAACAAAUCCGCGAGAAUUCAGAAAACCCGUGCUGAUGAUUCCUUUGGAUAACUGUGAGAAUCUGUUUAGGAUGACGGAGAGAAGAGAUUUAUUAAGAGAGAGAGCGGCGGAGGGCGAUGGUUCUCUGCCAUGAAGAAGAAGAAGAUGAUGAAGAGGUUGUGCUGGAGCUCUUUUCUUACGAACUCGCUGGAGCUCCUUUCUUAUGACUUGCUGGAGCUCCUUUCGCGAGCGAAGAACAAUUUACGAGCUUGGGAACAUAACUGAACCAACGGAGAAGAGAGACGAGUGGAAGAAACCAACGAAAGAGGUAUAAUAAUCGUGACAACGGGAAUAUGGUCGUCGUUGGGGUGCACGUGUCAGAGGUGUAUAUAAUAGAGGCGUAGAAUCGCGUACGGGUUCGUGGCCAGCUCUCGGGAUCGAUAUAAUAGAGGAUCUCGGGGAGUCCAGACCUAAAUGAAAAAGAUUGCUAGUUCCUUCGUUGUACAUUUAUCGCGCGUGUAUAGAGUUUUAACUGACGAGGUUUCUUGUAAUCGUUGCUACUACCGCGCACGAACACACACACACACAGCUUUUUUCCGCUGAUUCGAGGACUCGAAAAAACGCGGGAAUCGAUCGUGUGCACGGAUAGAUACAAGUCUACAUUUUUCUGAUUCGAGUAUCUAAGCUCCGGAGCUUCUGUUGAACAAACCUACUACACUAGAUUUCUACUAGUAACUAUGUACUAUUCUACCCGAUAGAAUUCCUUCUCUCGCUUGAGUACACACUUUGUUGUCAGUUUUAUGCAGGGUGACGCAAAAAGAUAGGACAAUCCGCAACAUGUAAAUUCUCCUUGCAAAUACAAAUCAAUCAGAUCUGCACAUACGUGUGGCCGACUGCUCAGCUGAUUGGAGUUCGUUCAACUGCGAAUAUCUCGGAAACGGAGCUUCGGAUUACAAAACGAUAAAGGACUUUUUGAUUUUUAUUUGCAAGGAGAAUUUACAUGUUGUGGAUUCUCCCAUCUUUUUUAAACACCCUCUAUACGUACUUACUCUUUAUCGUUUGUCCGACUGUUAACUCGAA